Molecule: messenger RNA, 258 nt
Organism: Suillus plorans
Lineage: Eukaryota; Fungi; Basidiomycota; Agaricomycetes; Boletales; Suillaceae
Exons: 2
Biological process (GO): chromatin remodeling
Cellular component (GO): nuclear chromosome
Source: RefSeq, a predicted model, not a curated record
CUUGAGAAUGCGGAUGCUUCCUCUGAAAAAUUUGCGGACGUAUAUGCAGAAGACUCGGAGUUGAGCCUUGGUGGGGAAUUCAAAACGGCCAUAGUAUAUUGCAUACGAGAACAAGUUCAAAUUUAUCAAAAGUCACUGUUCCGAGUUGGCCACCCUCAGAUGUCCGAAUCGACGGCUUGCUCCUUCCUGCCGAGCCUCGCAUCUGGCAUUAGAGCAAUGGAUCAAGUAAAAUCUUUCACACCACUACUCAACUAUCUC